Messenger RNA from Arxiozyma heterogenica, 3300 nucleotides. RefSeq names its product GTPase-activating protein BUD2 (gene BUD2). The transcript has a single exon. Bases 1 to 3300 code for a protein of 1099 amino acids. Gene Ontology annotation, biological process: regulation of GTPase activity. The record is from RefSeq and is a predicted model, not a curated record. Lineage: Eukaryota; Fungi; Ascomycota; Saccharomycetes; Saccharomycetales; Saccharomycetaceae.
AUGAUUGAGUCGGUUUCUGAAAAAAUAAAUAAACUGCAACAGCAAUUCUCAGUGGAUGAUUAUGUCAAUUGUAUAAUAAAAAAUAAAGGAAUAUUCCUUGGUCAGGUGAAAUGGUGCAGUAAAUUGUUUUCAGGAGAAUGGAAAACACAUUUUUUAGAAAUUACCGAUCGAGGUUCAUUAAUUCAUUCUGUUGGUAAAAAAGAAAUGGUACAGAUCAAUGCAACAUCAUCUACAACUAACUUAUCAAUACAUGAAAUGGACAUUGCACUAGAAUCUUUCCAGCAGACACCUAAUCACGCAAUUAUUAAGAGUCUUCAAGGGUCAGUUGUCAGACUAGUAAAAUCUCAAGAUCCUGUACCAAUCAUCCACAUAGAAAUAUUUUCAUCAGAAUCAAAAGAUUACUAUUUUAAAGUGUUUUCAACAUCAAAGUUCAAAGAAUUAUUGAUAGUUCUUACUUGGUGGAGUUCAAUGAAACCAGCUGGCCUAUAUAAUAAAUUAUGCUUAUUUAAACAUGAUAAUACUGAUAGCAUAUUCCCAACGACAGGAAAAGAUUCGACCAAUAAUAUUUGCCAAUUAAAUAUUUUUGGACCAAUUUCUUCAAAUAGACACAUAUUUGUAAAUAAUGAUAUUAAUAAUAAUAACAAAAAUAAUAAUAAUAUGAGUAUGACGGAUAAUAAUAACAACAAUAUAGCUCUGAAAUCACUGCCAUUUUUUGAAAAUCAUAAUGAAAGGACUUAUGAAUGGUUUCCAGCUAUAGGAGUGAUUGAUGGCCAUGGAAGGAUAAAAUUAUUAUCACAGAUUGAUGGUAGUCUAAUUUACUCAAUUGAUUUAACAACUUUAUUACGGUCAGAAAUUAUUUGUGUGGAUUCAUCAUUAACACCAGACAAUUUUUGUAUCUUUCUAAGUGAAAAUAGUCACAUUAGGAAGAGAUUUAAGAUGAAUACUCAUUUCAGAAUAUACGAAUCUAAUAAUAGGCCUUAUCCAUCGUGCAAAGAAAUCUUACUUUCUUUUCCAUCAAAAUUUGAUAUGACACAAUGGUACAUGUCAAUGUUAUCUUUUGCUAUAAAUGAAAGAUUAUCUUUAAGUUAUAUGAAUAACUCUAAUCAAUUGAGGCUUUCAAAUACAUUAAGAAUAUGUAUACUUGAGGCAAAUCUGGAAAUUAUUCAUCUUGAUGCUUUGGGUGAUUAUGGUUUACAUGUGGAAAUAUUGGCAAACGGAAAACUUAUUGCUAAAACAGCUGUUGUUCAUAGCACAAAUUUGCCCUUUUGGAGAGAAGAAUUUACAAUUCAAGAAAUCAUUCCAAUAUAUGAAUUAAAAUUUAGGAUAGUGCACAAUAUAUACAAUUCGACGAGUAAUAUAAAAACUCAAGUAAUAAGUGAAAUAAAUAUGAAUCAAACCAUACUUGAAUCCGAGAAAUUCAAUACAGAAGUUUGGGUUCCUAUAUAUGACCUAAAAAAUACACACUUUCAAAUAGGUAGUAUAUGUCUGAAGAUUGAUACUAAUUUACAAAUUGUAUUAGCAGAUAGCAAUUUUUCAAAAUUUAAAUCCUUAUUGUUAAGGUGUCCAAUGGAUCAAAUAUUGAAGCUUGUAAUUGAUAAGUUGAAAGAGAAUAUCUCUUUGAUGAAGCCUCUAUCAAGAGUAAUGUUGAAUAUAUUUCAAUACUACAAGAAAGAACUUGAAUGGUUUCAUAAUAUUAUUAGCUACGAAAUGAAUAGAAACAACUAUCUCACAAGCUCGUCUUCUUCACUAAUAUUAAGAUCUACCGAACAAACUUACAACUCUAUAUUUCGUGGUAAUUCUCUGUUCACUAUUUCAGUCGAAAAGUAUUUUAAUAGAGUUGGUGAAGAAUAUUUAUUUAAAUCAGUAGGUGAAACUAUUAAAGACCUUAUCAAAAACAAUGAUAAGAUAUCUUUUGAGACUGAUCCUCAAAGAAUUUUGCUAAAUACAAAAAAGGAAAUUGAUGAACAGAUUAAAACCAACGAAGAAAAUCUUUUGUACUGGUUAGAUAAGCUUUGGGAUAUAAUACACACUACUAGUAAUGAUCUUCCUACAGAAAUAAAAUAUAUUAUAAAAUUGAUUCGACAGCAGUUAGAAAUGUUAUGUUUAGACAAGAAUAAAUUACAAGAAGUUACUUUGUAUUGUGUGUCUAGUGUAUUAUUUUUAAGAUUCUUUUGUCCAAUAAUAUUAAAUCCACAACUUUUCAAAUUGAUUCAUGGUAACUGCUCAGAAUUAAUGAGGCGUAACUUAACUAUAUUGAGCAAAAUAUUAUUGAAUUUCUCCAGUCUAACAUUUUUUGGAGUGAAAGAAAAGUGGUUAACACCAAUGAAUGACAAAUUUAUUAAUAAGCAUAAGAAUGAAUUAAUUGAUUACAUAGAAAGAGUUAGUGAAAAGAAGUUAGAUUUUACUCCAAAAAAAUUUAAAUUUAAUUAUCCAAAAGUAAUUAAUAAUAAAAAAGAUAAUUAUAUUGAUAAUAGUAAUAGUUUUGAUAGUCGGUUUUUUAUUGAUAUUCAUUGUAACGAAACAGAAUUGAUUAAGAUAUUAAACAAUAAUAACAAUGGUUCUUACAGUAUUAAUAGAAAAGAGGAAAUUGAUAAUGCAAAUCAUCUGACUAUUGGUACUUUAGAGUUUGAAGACAUUACUAAGGAUAAUACAGAGAUUUUUGGAGAUGAAUUUAAAUCACAAUUACAGAUACAUGAUAAUAUAAAAGAUAAUAAUGAUAGUAAUAAUAUUUUGAUAAGUAAUACUGAGGAAAUAAAACAAGAAUAUCUGUUAUUGAACCACAGAUUGAAUAACUUGAUAACUAUUUUUGAGAAAAAUGAGUACCCUGGUCAUAAUAUUAGUAAUAAUCGAGAAUAUAUUGAAAGAUUGUGUCAUUCAAUGUACCUUAAACAGUCAAAUAAAAAUGGCACAAGAAAAAAUGAUGAUACUAUAGAGAUAGUCAUUGACAUGCAAGGUAUAAAUAAAUAUAAGCAGUCAUUCUUUGGUAAAGACAAUAUAUUCAAUUAUGAAAAAUAUUGCGUCUUAGAUUUUUCUGCAGAUAAUGACAAUGAGUGUCCAAAAUUUAACACAGAACAAACUGGUUUAGAUAAUAAUUUGCUAAAAGAUAAAUUGUUUGUUAAUAACAAAAGUAAUAAAGAUACUACGUUAACUAGGAAUAAUUCAAAGAAAAGAUUUUCACGCAUUACAUCUCUUAUUGUGGGUAAAGAGCCUAGCAAUAAAAGGACUAUAAGAAAUAGCAUAGUUGGUAAUAACGAUAAUAGUGGCAACGGUAUUAGUCGGUGGUUCCACACAAAAAAAUAA